AAACCCAAAACCGAGAGUCCAGCCAUCAACAAUGACGGACGGUGCAAGACAACGGAGCAGCACGUCGGGCUCUGCCAAGGAUGCUGCCGGGGAGAAGGAGUCAGGAGGUGGAGUGGCGCUCAAGAAGGAGAUCGGGCUUGUGAGCGCCUGUGGCAUCAUUGUUGGUAACAUUAUCGGCUCAGGUAUCUUCGUCAGUCCCAAGGGGGUGAUGGAGAACGCCAGCUCAGUGGGUGUGGCCCUGAUCGUCUGGAUCAUCACGGGUGUCAUCACAGCCAUCGGGGCGUUGUGCUACGCUGAGCUGGGUGUCACCAUCCCCAAGUCGGGUGGGGACUACUCCUACGUCAAGGACAUCUUCGGAGGACUGGCUGGGUUCCUGCGCCUGUGGAUCGCCGUGUUGGUCAUCUACCCGACCAACCAGGCCGUGAUCGCGCUGACGUUUUCCAACUACGUCCUGCAGCCUCUUUUCCCCACCUGCUUCCCGCCAGAGAACGGCCUUCGUCUGCUGGCCGCUGUCUGCCUCUUGCUGCUGACAUGGGUAAACUGCUCCAGUGUAAGAUGGGCCACCAGAGUGCAGGACAUGUUCACCGCAGGCAAGCUGCUGGCCCUCGCCCUCAUCAUCAUCAUGGGCAUCGUGCAGAUCUGCAAAGGAGAGUACUACUGGUUGGAGCCAGCCAAUGCCUUCGAGCCUUUCCAGGACUACGAUGUGGGUUUGAUAGCCUUAGCCUUCCUACAAGGCUCCUUCGCCUACGGAGGGUGGAACUUCCUCAACUACGUCACAGAGGAGCUGGUAGACCCCUAUGUGAACCUUCCCCGCGCCAUCUUCAUCUCCAUCCCCCUCGUGACCUUCGUCUACGUCUUUGCCAACAUCGCCUACGUCACAGCCAUGAGUCCCCAGGAGCUGCUCGCCUCAAACGCUGUUGCCGUGACGUUUGGUGAGAAGCUGCUGGGAGUCAUGUCGUGGAUCAUGCCCAUCUCUGUGGCUCUCUCCACCUUCGGAGGAGUCAACGGUUCCCUCUUCACCUCCUCACGAUUGUUCUUCGCUGGAGCCAGAGAGGGCCACCUCCCCAGUCUGCUGGCUAUGAUUCAUGUGAAACGCUGCACUCCCAUCCCUGCUCUGCUCUUCACAUGCCUGUCCACUCUGCUCAUGCUGUGCACCAGUGACAUGUACACCCUCAUCAACUAUGUGGGCUUCAUCAACUACCUCUUCUAUGGCGUCACUGUCGCCGGGCAGAUUGUGCUGCGUAUCAAACAGCCCAACAUGCACCGACCAAUCAAGAUCAGCCUAAUCUGGCCGGUCAUUUACCUCAUCUUCUGGGCCUUCUUGCUCAUCUUCUCCCUUUACUCCGAGCCCGUGGUGUGUGGCAUCGGCCUCGCCAUCAUGUUGACUGGCGUCCCCGUCUAUUUCCUGGGAGUCUACUGGGACAACAAGCCACAGUGUUUCGACGCCUUUGUUGAUAAAAUGACAUACCUGGGCCAGAAGUUCUGCGUGGUGGUUUAUCCGGCCGUGACUAGUGGCGAUGGGAACGGAGAGGAAGGCGAGGAAAUGAAGGAGGCCAGGUCUCCUCUGUCCAAGGAGGACGGAGACAACCACAAGUCAGCGGACUGCUAAAGUCCCUAUCUCCCAUUUAUAAACAGACAUGCAGACGCACACGUGGGUGCACACAAACACACGUGCAAACCACAGUUUGUAGUGGAUUUACUGAUCAACACUUGUGCCCCCACAUUUUGUCUUUUGAUAUUUUUUAUUUGGUUUUGUAUCAAUCAGUAAUUUAAGUGCCAAAUAUAGCAUGAGGUAUGUAGAGUAAUAUGACCUCAAACUUUUCAGUCUGGGGUCCUUCAAAAGUGCAAUAACAAAGGGUUAGCACCUUCUGACUCCUCAGUGAAUGCUUAAAAAGAACCAUUUACCACUCCUCAUCCUGCUUCUCUUCCUACACACUCCUACUGCAAGAGCAUCAUUUUUUUUAUUUUUGACAAGAGACUCUUACUCUGCUGUGAUGGCUAAGCAAACUUUUUCUUUGUUUUGUUUUUCUCGACAUUGUAAACGUUGCUGUCAACACACCAAAGCUGUAUUUUGAUUGCAGAAAAUCAGAUUCAGAUCAAGUCAUUUCAUGUUGUGAAGUACACUAAGUACUGUUUUGUUUUUAAAGGUGACUGUGAUUCCGAAAUAUUUUAUCUUUUUGUAAUUUGUAAUUGUUUAUAUCAUU
Messenger RNA from Plectropomus leopardus (leopard coralgrouper), 2204 nucleotides. It is a transcript of the gene slc7a8a, whose product is annotated as solute carrier family 7 member 8a. Gene Ontology annotation, cellular component: membrane. NCBI's taxonomy places the organism in Eukaryota, Metazoa, Chordata, Actinopteri, Perciformes, Serranidae. Gene Ontology annotation, biological process: neutral amino acid transport; amino acid transmembrane transport. Gene Ontology annotation, molecular function: L-amino acid transmembrane transporter activity; neutral L-amino acid transmembrane transporter activity. The record is from RefSeq and is a predicted model, not a curated record.